This is a messenger RNA of Medioppia subpectinata, 558 nucleotides long. Lineage: Eukaryota; Metazoa; Arthropoda; Arachnida; Sarcoptiformes; Oppiidae. The record is from the annotation of a GenBank genome assembly.
AUGAUGGCAUCGACUGAAGAGUCCGGCGAUUCAAAUAAGUGUCACUUCUUCGUGAAGAAGAGCCGAUCCAACCGUCAGAUGCGACAGAAUGUGAGACACGACUCGUCUUCGGGCGAAGAGGAGGACACGGAGUCUGCGGUUGUGGUGAAUACGAGCCGUCGGGCGGACAGAAACCCAUUGAUUCAGUCGACCGUUUCGUUCAAUAAACUCAAGAAACGGAAAGUGGUUUCGGAGACCAACGACGACAAGGACUCCAACGACGACUCCUUAACCGUCACCUAUCGGUCCAACAGAAGCGCCCAAAGAGAUGGCCCGCAAGACAUGGGCGCCACUGCGGGCGUCCAGACAGAGACCGAGAAGUCGAUGGACGCGCAGAGCAUCUUCGAGCGGGCGAUGGAAGUGAACAAAACACUGAAAGGCAAAGAAGACGAUCGCAUCUACAGAGGACUCAAUAAUUCGGUUCAAUACAAGACGAAGAAAGACACGCCUCAGGGGAACGCCUCGUCCGGACACAACCGCAACGGACCCGUCAGAGCGCCAGAGAAUAUCCGCUCAACG